AGACAAAAUGGCUUCCAGAUCAGAGGAGGAUCUCUGCUGUCCGGUCUGUCAGGAGGUCUUCAGAGAUCCUGUUGUUCUGUCAUGUAGCCACAGCUUCUGUAAAGUCUGUCUGAAGAGCUGGUGGAGAGAAAAACAAGCACCUGAGUGUCCAGUUUGUAAGAGAAGAUCUUCAAGGUCAGAACCACCUCGUAACCUGGUGUUAAAGAACCUGUGUGAGGCCUUCUUACAGGAGAGAGAUCAGAGAGCUUCAGAGGCUCUCUGCAGUCUGCACUCUGAGAAACUCAAACUCUUCUGUCUGGACCAUCUGCAGCCAGUGUGUCUCGUCUGCAGAGAUUCAGAAAAACACAGCAACCACAGAUUCAGACCCGUCGAUGAAGCUGCACGACAACACAAGAAGGAACUUCAGGAAACUCUGGAGCCCUUAAAGGAGAAGUUAAAGGUUUGUGAACAAGUUAAAGUGAAGUUUGAUCAAACAGCAGAACACAUGAAGGUCCAGGCCCGACACACAGAGAGGCAGAUUAAGGAGCAGUUUAAGAAGCUUCAGCAGUUUCUAGAGGAGGAAGAGGAGCAGGAGAGUCAGAUGAUGAAGGAGAAGAUGGAGGCUCUGAGCAGAGAGAUAGCAGCUCUUUCAGACACAGUCAGAGCCACAGAGGAGGAGCUGAGAGCUGAAGACGUCUCAUUCCUGCUCAACUACAAGGCUGCAGUGGAAAGAGUCCAGCAGCGCCUCCUGCUGGAUGAUCCACAGCUGCCCUCAGGAGCUCUGAUAGACCAGGCCAAACACCUGGGCAACCUGACCUUCAACAUCUGGAACAAGAUGAAGGACAUGGUCUCCUACACUCCUCUCAUUCUGGACCCAAACACUGCUCAUCCAGAACUCAUCCUGUCUGAAGAUCUGACCAGUGUGAGAGAAGGAGAGGAACAGCAGCUUCCUGACAAUCCAGAGAGGUUUGAUAAACUCUGGUCUGUUCUGGGCUCUGAGGGCUUUAACUCAGGGACUCACAGCUGGGAUGCCGAGGUUGGAGACAAUACAGGCUGGAUACUGGGUGUGUCAGCAGAGUCUGUUCAAAGAAAGGGAGACAACAUAGGGUCUGGAUUAUGGGGAAUAGGGUUCUUUGAAGGUAAAUACUUUGCAGGGUCACCACCAGCUCCACUCAAUGAUCUCAGAGUUCAGAAGAAGCCCCAGAGGAUCAGAGUGAAUCUGGACUGGAACAGAGGAAAGCUGUCGUUCUCUGAUCCUGAUACUAACACACACAUACACACCUUCACACACACUUUCACUGAGAGGAUGUUUCCAUUUAUUAACACUGGGGAUGAGUUGAAGCUGUCAGCAGUGAAGGUCUGUGUGACAGUGGAACAGAGCAGUUAGAGAUAAAGAGGAUGAUUAUAUUCAUGAUGUUGUUGAUUUCUUAAAGGGAAAAGUCUCUGAAUUUAACCUGUUAAGCUGCACCUGUCCUCCUGCUGUCUCAUUAUUCCAAACAUAUCAGUCCAAAGUUUGGAGACACCUCCCCAUUCACUGUUUCUCUUUAUUAUUAUUAUUUUCUACAUUGUAGAUUAAUACUGAAUACCUCAUGAAGCAGAGUGUGAGAAUGCAAAGUGUGCAAAGCUGUCAUUAAAGCAAAAAGUGGCCAUUUUUUUAAAAUGUAAAACAUAUUCUGGUUUGUUUAACUUUUUAUUUUUUUACUACAUAUUUCCAUGUGUGUUCUUUUAUAGUUUUUUAUGUUAUCUGCAUUGAUAUACAAUGUUUACAAUAAUAGAAAAAACAGAAACGCCAUGAAGUUGAAUGAGAACAUGCAGUAUAUAAGUUCUGUUCAUGUAGAAAGCUGCAGUUCCAAGUUGGAGUUAUUAUCAAAUUUUCAAGAACUGUGGACUGAAUAAGACACGUGCAUUUGGAUUCUGCUUAUUGAUCCUAACUUUUUUCAUAUUCCAGAUGAGCUGCAGUUAACAUUGUGAAGUGUGUUACAUGAUUUCUCACAUAUAUGGACGUUUCAU
This is a messenger RNA of Micropterus dolomieu (smallmouth bass), 1989 nucleotides long. RefSeq names its product nuclear factor 7, brain-like. The transcript has a single exon. NCBI's taxonomy places the organism in Eukaryota, Metazoa, Chordata, Actinopteri, Centrarchiformes, Centrarchidae. Bases 8 to 1366 code for a protein of 452 amino acids. Gene Ontology annotation, molecular function: zinc ion binding; protein binding. The record is from RefSeq and is a predicted model, not a curated record.